Peronospora farinosa is the source of this 1341-nucleotide messenger RNA. The record is from the annotation of a GenBank genome assembly. NCBI's taxonomy places the organism in Eukaryota, Oomycota, Peronosporomycetes, Peronosporales, Peronosporaceae.
AUGAGAGGUCGAUUUCAGGUGACUCGACGUCGAGCGUUGCCAGUGACAAGACGACUGGCACCACAUGGCUCUACUAUCAAUACAAAGGAUGAAAUGUUGACACGUGAGUUUAUCUACACAUCAUUGUAUGCCAAGGAGGCUGGUUACUUUACAACAGAGCGACGUAAAGUAUUGCAUACACCAACUCAAAGUAUCAACUUUGGCAACUUAUGGGGCGCUCAGGAGUACCGUAAUUUAGUAGCACAUCUAUACAAAGAGAGCACGGAGGCCUGGCUUACACCUGUAGAAGUGUUUGCACCGUAUUACUCACAAGCACUGGCUCGCUACAUGCUUCACUCGCCCUUUUUCCGGCAAGAACUUGAGAUUUUUGAAAUUGGUGGUGGUUCUGGAUCAAAUGCGCUGCAUAUUCUUGACUUUUUGAAGGAGCAAGUACCUGAUGUCUAUGCCAAGACCAAGUAUACUUUGAUUGAGAUCAGUCCUGUGAUGGCUGAGCGACAGAGGAGACGCGUAGCUGCUGCUCAUCCGCAGCAGUGCACGGUUCUUAACCAGGACAUUUUGACCUUUGCAGAUACACAUGAGCCAGUGAAUACACAAUGCUUCUUUCUAGCACUAGAAGUACUGGAUAAUCUACCACAUGACAAGGUGACGCUGCAGAAUGGCAAGUGGUACGAGACCGUCGUUAAGAUGCAGCAGACCAGUGAGACAACUGAGAAGCCGGUGCUGCAGGAGGCCAUGCGGCCAGUGCAGGACAAGCUGAUUCGUCAGACACUCCACCACUUUAGCUGUGAACUGCCACUACAGGUAUCGUACAAAUACAAUGGCAGUCUGGCGCAGCGAGUGCGACGGAUGCUGAACAAAGACGACCCCGUGCUGAACUCGGCUUUCAUCCCUACGGGCGCGAUGCAGCUGCUAAAUACCCUUCGUACGGCAUUCCCAAAACAUCAUUUGAUUGCUGCUGAUUUCGACUCGCUUCCGGGACCGAACCUGGAUGAUAAGUCGCCGAUCAAGGCGAUCGAGCACGGGUUGAGCCCCACAGCGACAUCGUCAGGGACGCUUUUUGCUGGUAAUGCACCACUCGUUGCGUCCAAAGUCACAAAUGUGACGAAGGACCACGACACGUACCUAGUGCAAGGGGGAAUUGCCGACAUUUUUUUUGCCACGGACUUUAAUCGACUCAAGAAAGCGUAUUGCUCCACACUACAGCGUCAGCCUCAUGAGAUUUCCGUCAUCAAGUCGUCAGAGUUUAUGAAAGAGUUUGCUGAUGUACAAAAAACUAAGACGAUCACUCGAUACAACCCAAUGCUAGAGGACUACUCCAACACGAGCUUUAUCUUGUCUUAA